Messenger RNA from Triticum urartu, 1107 nucleotides. NCBI's taxonomy places the organism in Eukaryota, Viridiplantae, Streptophyta, Magnoliopsida, Poales, Poaceae. The record is from RefSeq and is a predicted model, not a curated record.
CGCAAAUAGUAUAUUUUUUCGAUAAUCUGAGCUGCCCCCUGGGUUACGCUUACGCAAUACGCAUACCCGCGGCGGAACACGCACGCGACACCACCACCCAGCUCCGGACUCCGGACUCCUUCCGCUCCUCCGCUGCCCCGACCCCGAUCGAUCCCUCCUCCCCUCGCCUCCCCUCGUCGCUCUCAGAUCCCUCGAUCUCCACGUCCAGCCCUCACCCCCUAAAUCCCCCAAACCCUACCCACCCCCCUGCCUCCCCAAGCAGCCAUGAUGGCCGCCGAGCCCUCGUCGCCGUCCGCCACAGCCUCCGCGGCCGCCGACGACCUCGAGACCCUCGCCCUCGACUCCUCCCACUCCUCGCCGGCCGCCGCCACCGACCCCCUCCUCCGCCCGCCCUCCUCCUCCUCCAACGGCGCCGCCGCCCGCCACGAGCCCUUCGUCAUCGACGACUUCCUCGACGACGACGACGACAACGAGGACGAGGACGACCACGCGCCCCCGCCUCCCCCCGCCGCCCGCGCGCCGGCCGCCGCCGCGAACGGCGACGCGGGCCCCGAGUUCUCCCGGAUCACCGUCUCGGACCCGAAGAAGCACGCGGAGCCCGUCUCCGGGGCCGCCGGCGUCAUCCCCGGCUCCGGGAGCUACUUCUCCUACCUCGUCACCACGCGCCUCGCCGACGGCGCCGACGAGGUCCGCGUGCGCCGCCGCUUCCGCGACGUCGUCGCCCUCGCCGACCGCCUCGCCGCGGUCCACCGCGGCCUCUUCGUGCCUGCCCGCCCCGACAAGAGCCUCGUUGAGGGCCAGGUCAUGCAGCGCCACGACUUCGUCAGCCAGCGCUGCACCGCGCUCCAGCGCUACCUCCGCCGGCUCGCCGCGCACCCCGUCGUCGGCCGCAGCCCUGACCUCCGCACCUUCCUUACCGAGCCCGGCGCCAUCGCCGCCUUCCAAGGCGAGGCGCCGCGGCACUGGACCACCACGGUGAAUGCCGCCAUCCCAACGGUCCCGGCCAAAGCUGGGAGGGACUUAUUUGGGAUGUUUAAGGAUUUGAAGCAGACCGUUGUCAAUGGGUUGGUGGCCACGAAGCCACCGCCUGUGGAGGAGGAGACUGAU